AUGGCGUCAACAUUGAUGAUGUGUUUCUUCGAAAUCCUGCACGACUGCUCUCGGUCAUGGGAAGUCCAUGCAACGUUUGCCAGAUCCUUCUUGAUGUCGGAAAUCUGCCAUGAAAUCAAAGACGACGAUUUCUCCUCCAGCCUAUACGCGUUCGCCUCCACAUAUUUUGUCUACCACGAUGCCCUUGCAUUCACUGCUGGCCCAGACGCAGCAACUGUGCCACGGACGGCAAGUCAGCUGUCAAACCUCAUUGACGGGUACGACUCGUCUAUUUUCAUGACUUUAACUGGCUGCUCAAAACGCCUCAUUGAUCUCCUCUCUCAAAUCACGAGCCUGGCCAACAGUUCAUCAAUGCAAACCUCUAGCCGUAUUGACCAAGGUCCCCCUGAAGGAGAUGUCUCCAUUCAAAACGGCAAGCGAGAUUCAAUCGAGAGGGAACUGCAUCAAAUGCAAAACCUUUUAAUCCAAGGCGCAAAAGCAAAGUCUUUCUCGGAUGAACCCCAUGAGUCGGAGUGGAUUUCUGAGCUGAAGCGUCUCACGAGCUUGAUGUACCUGUAUGCCCGCAUCGACGGAUGUAGCCCUUCGCACCCGCACAUGUUCAGACUCACCACCCAAAUUCUAGAGAUCAUUCCAAAGAUCUCCCUUCGCACCAACACUCUUCUUUGGCCUCUAUUCACUGUUGCGACGCUUGGUAUUCGCUCUGAUUCAGACGAAGACCGGCGGAUGAUUCUGGAGAAACUCCACCUACUGCAGCAAACAAGACAACUAGGCAAUGUUAGAAAGGCCAGGCGUAUUAUAGAAGAUGUUUGGAAAGCACGAGACUUAGAGACGAGUAACGCGGAGCAAGGUUGGUCAAUACUUGCAGGCCGGUACGACACCAUUAGCCUAGCAUGA
Colletotrichum siamense is the source of this 894-nucleotide messenger RNA. RefSeq lists its product as uncharacterized. Gene Ontology annotation, biological process: positive regulation of transcription by RNA polymerase II. Gene Ontology annotation, cellular component: nucleus. The record is from RefSeq and is a predicted model, not a curated record. Gene Ontology annotation, molecular function: DNA-binding transcription factor activity; transcription cis-regulatory region binding. NCBI's taxonomy places the organism in Eukaryota, Fungi, Ascomycota, Sordariomycetes, Glomerellales, Glomerellaceae. The transcript is spliced from 2 exons. Bases 1 to 894 code for a protein of 297 amino acids.